Molecule: messenger RNA, 3184 nt
Organism: Aethina tumida (small hive beetle)
Lineage: Eukaryota; Metazoa; Arthropoda; Insecta; Coleoptera; Nitidulidae
Product: nose resistant to fluoxetine protein 6
Exons: 10
Coding region: 8-2146 (712 amino acids)
Molecular function (GO): acyltransferase activity, transferring groups other than amino-acyl groups
Source: RefSeq, a predicted model, not a curated record
UCCUACCAUGCUCGCGAUACGGCUCUACGUUUCGUUAUUUUUCGUUGGGGUCGUCGUGUUCUGCACCCCUCCGGACUGGGACCGGGACCCCAGCCUCUUUCCUCGAUUGCCGAUCGCCGUCGCGGCAAUCGACGCCGACGUCGACGUCGACGUCGCCGACCUGUGCCAAAGACACAGCGAUCUGUACGCCAACCAUCUGAACAACAUGACCCUUUGGGCCGAGGAAAUGUGGGAUGCGACUGCCAAGUCGACCAGUGGCGUGUUAAGGGGCAGCAUCUUUCAAAUGGGCCACUUCGAACAGUGCCUGACGGCCAGGGCGCCCUUCGAAACCCAAUAUUGUUUGGCCACGGUCACGGCCAAACUGCCCAAGCCUGAUAUCGAACGCGAUCCUCUCUCACUCUUUUAUCAUCCCCAAGAGACCGUUUUCCAGAGGCUCUACAAAUACGACGACAUUUCCCAGCAAUCAAGGAACGUGAUCAAAAUAGGAUGGUGCAUACCGGCGUCGUGUACCACGGACCAGCUCCAGACUUAUCUAAACAAAUACUUCCAACGAAAGGAUUUCCGGAUGAAGCAACUGAACGUUAGUUACGAAGCCCAAUUCUCGGAGGAAUGGUGUCAGAGGUCCACCGAAAAUGAUUACUUUAGCGGCGGCGACAUCGCAUUCACGUUCGUCACGAUAAUCCUGAUCGCCAUAGUCGUGGCCGUGACCGUGUACGACUUCAACAGCACGGAAGAGCCGCUGAAAAAGUCUCUUUUGUACAGGUUGUCGAUGACGUUCUCGGCCAGGCAGAACUUCAACGAUCUGAGCAAACACGACGAAUCCAAUCCGGCCCUCUCCAUCCUCUACGGCCUCAGGUCCGUCUCCAUUCUGAUGAUCAUCACGGCCCACCGUUUCGGCACCUACGUCUCUUCGGCUUUGCUCAACUUUGAUUACAUCGAAACGCAAUACCGUUCACUCCUGACCACCAUAUUGUUUCACGGUGACUUAUUUGUGGACACGUUUUUUAUUUUGAGUGGAAUUUUGGUUGUUUAUACGUUGUUAAAUCAGUUCGAGAAGAAAAUCAUGAACCCCGGCUUCAUGAUACUCGUACGAUACGUAAGACUGACCCCAGCGUACGCCUUCGUCAUAUUUUACUACGCGACGCUGUUCAAUCACACGGGCAACGGGCCGUUAUGGAAAGUGGUGGCCGGCGGUGAUUCCCAGGACUGCAGGACGAACUGGUGGACCAAUUUACUUUACAUAAGCAAUUACGUCCACGCCGACCACAUGUGUAUGACACACUCCUGGUAUUUACCAUGCGACUUCCACUACUUCAUAAUCGGCCUCUUUCUCUGCAUCCUCAUCAAAAAAGAAAGGAAAGCCGGAUUGGGAGCAUUGUUGGCCAUCACCCUGGUGUCAAUGGCCAUCCCCUUCGUCUUAACGGUGGUGUAUCAAAGGCCAGCCUUGCUUCACUUUUAUCCUGAGUUUUUGACCGGCCCUAAGGUACACCCGGACUUCCUGUUGACCUACUGCAAGUCCCACACCAGGGCCACACCAUAUUUUAUUGGGAUGUUUGCUGGUUACUUGUACUACAAGCUUCAAGGAAAAGAAAUUCAUAUUUGUAAGCUUAAAUCCGGCCUGCUGACGCUGGUGUCGUUGCUGCUGAUGUUCGUGUCGGUGUUCGUGGGCGGCGUCUUCUACAACCCCUACCACCGGUACGACGCGGUCGAGUCCGGCGCCUACGCGGCCCUACACCGCCCCGCCUGGGCCCUGGGCAGUCUGGGGCUGCUCUACACCGCCAGCUACGGGCACGGCUACAUCAUCAACCGGGUGCUCACCUGGUCGCCGCUGGUGCCUCUCUCCAAACUCGUCUACGGCACCUACUUGGUUCACAUGCAGUUCCAGCUGAGGUCGGCCGCCCGCUUCAGGAAUCCCCGGUCCAUUUCCUACUUUGAUGUCAUAAGCCACGCCUUGUCGGACAUGGUGUUGUCGUUCACGUUCGGCUUGGUGCUGUAUUUGCUGGUGGAGGCUCCCUCCAGGAGGAUCUUUAGAGAGUUAAUGAUGCCCAAGCGGCCCACCAAGACCCUGAAAGUGUCCCAACACACCACUAGUGAGGACAACAUCAUGAACAACAAGACCACCGCCACCAGCGACAGUAGAUUGUAAUUAAUUAAUCCAUUGGGGUUUAGGUUGGGGUUUGGUUUCUAUUCACUCAUUCACCUUCACAAGCAAUGCAAUUUACUUGUAAUGUUGUAAUACUACUACUAGUUAUUAUUAUUAAUUAUAAAUGCACCACCAUAUAAUAUUAUAGUUUCAAAUAAAUAAAUAUAUGUUUAGGUAAUAUGUUAAGGUUAUGAUGUGCAAUGAUUUUUGGGCAACAUUUUCAAAACCAAAUUCUCCGGAAUAAACAUUAAUUAAUGGAACCUAAUUAAUUUAAAAUUGUGUGGGUAUUUAUGAUUUUUUCCAGUCACCGAUGUUACUUAAUACGAAAUCAUUGCCAAAGUGUUCCAAACCAAUUAAGAAAUCGUUCACCAUUACCUACAUAACUUAAGAUUUUGCAUUUGGAAAUACUUUACUAAUAUCGCAUUGAUUUCACAACUUUACCAAAAACAAAUCAAACAAAUCGGCGAUUAAUUGUUUGACGUUUGACGUUUGACGUUUGAUAUUUGAUGUUUGACGUUUGAUGCUUGAUGACUGAUGACUGAAAGUCAUCUGCCUCCCUGGUCCGUUUCGUCGCCGUCCAUCCCCAUUUAAUUUCGCACAAAAAAAAUGAAUAAAAAACUAGAGAACCAAGCCAAGCCCCCGUCACCAAAGCCGCCCAAACCCACAGCCACAGCGACGCCCACGCCCCAAGCCCAAACAACGAAGACCAUAUGCAUAAAGAACCUGCCCAGAUUCAUGAAGAAGGACAACAUCGAAGGUCUGCUGCGUGAACAAAAUUUGCUCUAUUCCAAAGUCAAGUUGAACCACGGACACGCGUACGUGGAGUGCAGGGACCGGAUGAACAUCGAGCUGGCCCUCAAGAAGCUCGAAGGGGUGUUCUUUCACGGGAAGAUCCUGCACGUCAAGCCGGUUGUGGGGAAGGAGGAGACGGAGUCCCCACCGAAGAGUGCCACUGGCUCUAAAUAAAAUUCAAUUCUGGUCCGAUAACUCUUUUGUAUCUGUAUUCGAGUCGAUUAAUAAAUUUAAUUGUUGACUUCUGAA